Molecule: messenger RNA, 954 nt
Organism: Drosophila biarmipes
Lineage: Eukaryota; Metazoa; Arthropoda; Insecta; Diptera; Drosophilidae
Exons: 3
Coding region: 656-898 (80 amino acids)
Source: RefSeq, a predicted model, not a curated record
AUAUAAGUGCAGAUACUUGGGAUGCAUAUAGUAGAACUUCUAUCAACACUCUCUGGAAAUGGAUGUCUUCUUCAAAGUGAUACUUUUAUGCCUGUGCGGUCAACAUGCUUUUGGAUACAAUCAGGAGACACUGGGAAUUGUUAAGAGAAACUCAAACUUCACGGCGAUGUCUUUCUCCAAUUGGGUCUUCUUGAGUGGAAACUUUGACUCUUCAACAAAUGAGGACAAAGUGGGAAAUCUUACAACCACUGUUCCUAUUUUUAUUUCCUCGACAAAGCAAACCCUAAGGAAUUUCACUGGAAAUGAAGAACCCUUACCAAAGCAGGACAAUAUUGGAAAUCUUACUACCUCCCUUCCUAAUUUAGUUCCACCAUCAAACCAAACUCAAACAAAUGCUCCAUUAUUUGUAUUUCACUCGACUAAGAAUUAGAUUUUUCUGUUUAUUUUAUAAGUGACUUUACCUGGUACCGUAACACACAAGGUAUAGUUUUCUUCUACCCACCCAUGUCUGUUUAUUUUUCGCCUUAAAAAAUCAUGACUGCACCUGUGCAUCGACAACACUCUUACCUAGAAUAUAGAAAAGUUUUCUAUAAAAGCGUUUAGCUUCCUUAAGUCGUCAGUAAUUGCAUUUGGAACGCCUUGGCAAGCACUGAAAAUGGAAUUCCUGAUGAAAGCGCUUUUGUUUUUCCUUUUCCUAACCUACCACUGCACCAGCGGAUAUGUUGCACAUCCCCACGAGAUAGUCAGAAGGGAUGUGAACUUAACCCAGGUGGAUCAAGGAUUGGGAGGAGCUUUGUCCAUAGUUUUCGGUCCCAUUGCGAAUUUGGCUGCCAAGGCCAAUAUCGAAUUGCCUGUGAUAUCAAACUUUCGCAGCAAGGAAGGGACGAGUAUAUUUUAAGAAAUGUUUAUAAAGGCAUUUAAAUAAAUUGUAACAUUACUUUACUUCCAUAACAA